AUGCAAGAUCUGUCGCUUGGCGAGCUGACAGUAGCAUGGGAAGAAGGGAUUGAAGAGACUCAUGAAAGAAAGCUGCUUCGGUAUGAGGAAUUUGUGGCUGAAGUCCGUGAGAGAGGAUACGGCUGCACCCUGGUGCCGUUUGAGGUUGGCUGUAAAGGAUUUCCUGCUGCUUCCUUAAAGAGAUUCCUCAAGUGUGCUGGUAUCCAAAAGCGGACUUGUGGCGAGAAAGCGGUGGAUAUAUGCUUCGUGUUAUCAUGUUUUAUUUCUAUUCUUUCUUCCAUUAUUCGUUUCCUUCCUACCUUUUUUCUUCUUUUCGUUCUAUUUCUUUUUCCAUUAUUCAUUUGCUUCCUUCUUUCUUUUCCUUCUUACAUUUUUUCUAGUUUUAUUUCUCCGUCCUCAUUGGAUUUUCUUUUCUUUUUCUCUUUCUUUCUUUCUUUCUUUCUUUCUCUUUUUCUUUCUUUCUCUUUUUCUUUCUUUCUCUCUCUCUUUCUUUCUCAUUUUCUUUCUUUCUUUCUCUCUUUCUUUCUCUCUUUCUUGCUUUCUCUCUUUCUUUUUUUUCUCUCUCCCUUUUUUCAAGCUUCCUUUCUCUCUUUUUUCUUUCUCUCUCUCUUUCUUUCUUUCUCUCUUUCUUUCUUUCUUUCUCUCUUUCUUGGUUUCUCUCUUUCUUUCUUUCUUUCUCUCUUUUUUCUCGCUUCCUUUCUCUCUUUUUUCUUCCUUUCUCUCUUUUUUCUUUCUUUUUGUCUUUCUCUCUUUUUCUCGCUUUCUUUUUCUUUUUUCUUUCUCGCAUUCUUUCUCCCUUUUUCUUUCUCGGUUCCUUUUUUCUUUCUCGCUGUAUCUCUCUCUUUCCUGCUUUCUCUCUCUCUUUCUCUCUUUUUUCUUUCUCAUUUUCUCUCUCUCUUUCUCGCUUUCUUUUUUUUCUUUCUCGCUUUCUUUCUUUCUUUCUCGCUUUCUUUCUUACUUUCAUUAUGUCGACCAUUUUCGAAUUAG
Molecule: messenger RNA, 987 nt
Organism: Acanthosepion pharaonis
Lineage: Eukaryota; Metazoa; Mollusca; Cephalopoda; Sepiida; Sepiidae
Source: the annotation of a GenBank genome assembly